UUUCCGCCUUUCUCUUUCCUUUGUUCUUCUACCUCAUCCUGCUCUUUGCCUUUGAUUGAUGCUUUGAGAGCUUGUCCGUACACAAGCAGACUGCAUCAACAUUCUGUGAGAUAGUUCAUGCCAUGCACUGCAUUUGUCUCACGUUUUUGUAGGGCAGACCUGUGUGGUAGCUCUUCUUCUACAUUUUAUUGGAUCAUGCAAAAUUAAUAGAAAAGAAUGUUGACAAUAUUCUUGCAGGAUCAUAAGCAAGCACAAAAAGGGACGGAUUAUGCCAAAUGAAGGUGCAGAAAGUGAAAGCGAGUAAUCCCUGAAGUGGAUGUAGAAAAGCAUCACAACAUUAUUGCAGCAACCACAACAGAAAUAAAAAAAGGCUGAGAAAGAGAAAAGAGAAAGAGAAAGAGAUGGUUUAAUAAGAAGCACAAUGAGAGCUCCUCAUGCUCUGUAUAAAGCUCGGUCACCACUACACUUCUCCUACAAUCACAACUCCUUGUUCUAACGCAAACUCUCCACCAUCUCAAUACAACUCCACUCGACGACCCAUUGAGGAGCAACAGGAGCUGGUGUUUAUGAGGACUGGAGUGUGCGCAGUUCACCAGGCCCUCACUGCCGAGGUUGCCUCAGUUCUAAAGCAUUCCCUCGACCUGGCCACGAGGAGAGGCCAUGCCCAGGUCACACCCCUCCAUGUUGCUGCCACCCUCAUCAGCUCGUCUUCUGCCUCCUCUAACCUCCUCAGGAGAGCUUGCCUCAAGUCCCAGCCUCACCGUCCUGCUUUCCACCACCCACUCCACUGCAGAGCUCUUGAGCUCUGCUUUAAUGUGGCACUCAACAGGCUUCCCACCGCCACCUCUCCUUCCUCCGGCACCCUCUUACCUUCCCCUUCCUCCCUCUCCAACUCUCUCAUUGCAGCCAUCAAGAGGGCUCAGGCCAACCAGAGACGAGGCUGCAUUGAGCUCGAGCAGCAGCAGCAGCAACAGCAGCAGCUGCAGCAGCCUGUUUUGACCAUCAAGGUAGGAAUGGAGCAGUUAAUGCUCUCUAUUCUUGAUGACCCCAGUGUGAGUAGGGUGAUGAAGGAGGCUGGCUUCUCCAGCAGAUGCGUCAAGAGCCAUCUCGAGGAAGAGGCCUCUGCCUUGAGCCAAUCCUCACUAUUUCUGCUAGACACCGCCAAGGAUUUCAUCAACCGUGACUUCAAGCCAUCGUUGAGUGAGGACCUGAGGGUGGUCAUCGAAGUGAUGCUUAGGCAGCAGGGGAGGAGGACCAACACUCUGGUGGUGGGUGACUCUGGCUCUUUGUUGGAAGGCCUUGUGGCUGAGCUGAUGAGGAGGCUGGGGAGGAGUGAGAUCCCAGCUGAACUCAGGCAUGCCAGUUUCAUAAAUUUACAGUUCUCCUGUUCCCACCUCAGGCUCAUGCACGAGGAUGAUGUGGAUGCAAAGGUAUCAGAUCUCAGAAGAACCAUCAAUUCUCUAGCAUCACAUAGAAAUGGAAUCAUCAUCUACGCUGGUGACUUGAGGUGGGCAGUGGAUGAGGAAGCAAGAGAUGGGGGUGAAUUAAGCUUCAAUCCUGUGGAACAUAUGAUUGCAAAGAUGGGCAAGCUCCUCUCUGAGUUCAAUAGCAGCACUGAGAACAGGGUGUGGCUAUUGGCCACUGCAAGCUACAGCACAUACCGGAAAUGCCAAAUAAGGCAGCCAUCUCUUGACACCCUAUGGGCCCUCCAAGCUGUUGUGGUUCCCUCAGGUUGGCUUGGCUUGGGCCUCCAAGCUUCCAGUGGCAUUGACACAAGGCUGUCAAAUUUUGGUCAGUUCCCAAUUGAACUGCUUGAGUCAAGGAUUUUAAGCUCAAAGGAAGAAGAGAACCUCAUUUGCUGUGAUGAGUGCAAACUUAACCUAGAAAAAGAAGCAUCAGUUUUCAGGUCAGAGACCCCAUGCUGGCUGCAAGUCAACUCUGAGGGAAACCACAAGGAAGCCUUGCAAGAAUUGAGGAGGAAAUGGAACAAGUUAUGUGAAAGCCUCCAUAGUAAGAAUUCCCAUUUGUGCUCUCCAUUCUUCAAUCAAAGUGUCACCCACAAGAGCUACACCAGGUCUUUGUCCCAUACUUGGUGGCCUAGCAAAGACUUCGUCAAACCACAUUCAGUAUCUAUCUCUACCCCUAUUUACAAGCUUAACAAGAGAAGCCCAACAAUGAACUCAUCUGAGGCAAGCUUCAAUUCUCUUACAAUGUCAACUAAUCAGCAGAAUAAGAUCACGGUUGCUCUAUCCAGCCCUCUGUUCUCAGAUUCAGCAACAUCGAAGGACCAGACAAGGCUACCGAUGGCAGACCCAACAAAUCUGCAACACCAAUUGCAAGAGGAAAUCCCUUGGCAAUCAAACAACAUUCCUUUGAUCAUGGAAGCCUUGCAUGACUGCAUUAGUGGUGUUAAGAAGGUCGUGAGCCUGCUGAUACAAGGUAGUGAUCAUAUUGCCAAGAGAAGGCUAGCAUUGGUCAUGGCUAGGUCCAUCUUUGGCUCAACGGAUAGGUUGAUACAUAUUAAGCAAAAUGAUUCAUGCUGUGAAACCAUCAUGGAUGCCAUAAGAAAGGCCCAAAAAUGCAUAAUCUUGGUAGAGGAUAUGGAUCGAAUGAGUGAUAAUUUUGUCAAAUCAUUCACAGAUUCCUUGAAAGGAUCUUUGAAGGCCACGCAAGGUGAUGAGGAAGCUAGUAUAACUAAUGUAAUUUUCAUUCUGACCACUUCCCAAGUGACCAAGUUUAAGAAUGCCAAUAACAUCAAAAGUGUAGUGAUGAUGAAGCUUUGUGCUGAUGAUGCAUCAUCAUUCGGUGAUGCGAAAAGGAAGAUAGAAAAUGAUCUCGGGAGCAGAUCAAAGAGGCUGCGAAAAGAGGAGCAAGUUUUUGAUCUUAACUUCGAACCAUAUUAUGACAUUGAGGAGGUCCAUGCUGUUCCUAGUGAUCUAACACAGGAGACCGAGUGCAUUAGCUUCCAUCUCCCACAAGAGUUGCUGAAAUCCACUGUUCAGCUCACUUUAAAUGCGGGGACUGGUCAGCACCAGGAAUUCAAGUUCAAUCUUCUCACAAAGCUCGAUCGAGCAUUCAAGGAAGUGCAGCACGGCAAGGACAGAAAAGGCCAACUCUUUGUCGACCAAGGAGUCACGGAGGAGCUAAUGCAGGCCUCAGCCUUCUUCCUCGAGAGCUUCUUUGCUAAGUGGGUGAGAGAGGUGUUCCAAGUCAGCUUACAAACUGUGCAAGAGGGCGGGAGCUUGAGGCUGAGUUUGGAAGGCAAAGAGACCGACAUCGAAGCAUUUGGUUUCAUGGCUUCCGAACUACCAAAUAGGAUAAAAUGUGGGUGUAAGUAAUCUUUUAAAACUGAGCAUCUUGUAACAUUUUCUUUUGGCAAAAUUUUCCACUUUGAUCAA
This is a messenger RNA of Zingiber officinale, 3398 nucleotides long. RefSeq names its product protein SMAX1-LIKE 4-like. The record is from RefSeq and is a predicted model, not a curated record. Bases 435 to 3338 code for a protein of 967 amino acids. Lineage: Eukaryota; Viridiplantae; Streptophyta; Magnoliopsida; Zingiberales; Zingiberaceae. The transcript has 3 exons.